AUGCACACAGUUGUUAACAGUACUCAAAGUACUGUUUUUGAGUGUGAAACAACACACUUUUUGAGUGAUGGAAAUUGUGAAAGUGUUAUUGGUACUAACAUAAACGACCAAACAAUUCAAAAUUACAAACAAGAUGUGGAUAAUACUAAAUAUUUGAGGAAAGAAAUUGAUAACAACACAAAUUGCAGAUAUCAAAACGAGAAAGGGUGUCUUUCAUGCAACGAUGGAUAUUACUUAGAAGAUAAUAAAUGUGUUAAAUGCGCCAACAAUUGCACGACAUGUUUUAAUUCAACACUUUGUCUAACAUGUGACUACUCGAAAAAAUUGUUACUCAAUAACAAAGGCGAGUGUAUUGAAACCAUUUUAACAAUCAGUUGCCAACAACCGAUGGGCAAUGGUGUUGGAUGUGCAAUCUGUAAAGACGGGUAUUACUAUGAGCAAAAGUUUUGUUACGAAUGUGAUAAAUCGUGUGCAAUUUGUAAAAACUCGAUUUCAUGUUCGUUGUGUGCAGACACAUAUUUUUACUAUAAAAAAGACAGUGACUUGUGUAUCACCUAUGACAAGUUAAUUGGGUGCAAAAACAAGACGUCACAUGGCUGUGAUGUGUGUCAAAUGGGGUAUUAUAUGACAGAUCCGUAUUGUUCUAAAUGUGCAGAGAAUUGUCUCUCAUGCACUUCUUUAAAAUCGUGUGAGAUAUGCAAUGUCACUGAUUACGUCUUGAAAGAUGGCAUUUGCUUGUAUUACACUGAAAUUGAAUUUUGCACUUCUGCUCACAAUGGAUUUUGCAUGUCAUGUGUAGAAGGCAAACAACCAAAAGACGAUGGCUUGUCGUGUAAAGACAAGCCCAAUUUGGCUCUUUAUAUUGCACUUCCUGUUGUCUUAUUUGUAGUGUUAUUAAUAGUGAUAGCAAUAUCCAUAAUAUUACUUUUCUUCUUGUAUUUGCACUUAAAAGAGAAGAAAAAAAUGAUCAAUGUCUGUGUCUUUCAAAUGAAAAAGUCGAACAUUCAAUUUUUCAAAGUGAAUGAGUGGCUUGUCUCCAACAAGAAAGUUGUAGUCUUUGAGAAUGAAGACACUCAAAAUGGGAACAUUCCCGUUGACAAAGAAACGCGUGAAUUAUUAUGUGUUGGCAAUCGGUCUAAAAAUCGACUUAAAAUUCAGUUCAGUGUAAUAGAAGGCUGUGAUUUUUAUGAAAUCCGCACGGAGCCGAAAUUAGUGAAUUUAAAGAGUGGGGAGGCCUGUGAAUUUGAAGUGUUUUUGAAGCCUUUAUGUUCCUGUGAAAUUAAAGAGAAGAUUGUAUGUGUCGGUUUGGAUAUCCAAAAGGGCAUAGAAAUGACUGAGCACAUUGCAAUAGAAGCCAAGACUGAAAUGACUACAAAAUUGGAUUACCACGAGUUAAAAGAAACUAAGAAACUUGGCGAAGGAAGUUUUGGAAUAGUUUAUUUAGGCGACUUUAGAGGGAAGAAAGUAGCUAUUAAAAAGUUAAAAGAGGGUUGUGAGACUAAUCAGAAGAUCAAAGAAUUUGAGAAAGAAGUUGCAAUGUUAGAUAAAUUCAGAAGUGAGUACAUCGUCCACUUCUACGGCGCAGUCUUCAUACCAAGUCGAAUUUGUAUGGUCACCGAAUUUGCUCAAUUUGGAAGUUUAAACGACUUAAUGAAGAGAGAAAAGGAGGUUUCACCACGUAAUGUCAUUAAAGCGAAAUUGAUGUUAGAUAUGGCGAAAGGUAUUUCUUAUUUACAUAACAAUGGAAUAGUCCAUAGAGACAUUAAACCAGACAAUUUACUUGUGUUUUCACUUGAAAUGGACGAGAAGGUCAAUGCAAAAAUGACAGAUUUUGGGAGUGCGAGAAAUAUUAAUAUGCUGAUGACUAAUAUGACUUUCACAAAAGGUAUUGGAACACCAAAGUAUAUGUCUCCUGAAGUGUUAAAUAAAGAAAAGUACAAAAUGCCAAGUGAUAUUUUCUCGUUUGCUAUUACUAUGUACGAGUGUUUUACUUGGAAAGAACCAUACCCAAAAAGUGAAUUCAAAUUUGCGUGGAGCGUUGCAGACUUCGUGUCAAAAGGAAAUCACUUGAAGAAAGUCGGUGAGACGGAUGACACUAUUUAUUCAUUGCUCAAUAAAAUGUGGUGCUUCGAAUUUAAAGUCAGAAUUGUCAUCGAUGAAGUCGUUGAGGAGCUCGAAGACUAUUUAAGACAGUUUGAAAACUGA
This is a messenger RNA of Entamoeba invadens IP1, 2205 nucleotides long. Its product is annotated as tyrosine protein kinase transforming protein Abl, putative. The transcript has a single exon. Gene Ontology annotation, biological process: protein phosphorylation. The record is from RefSeq and is a predicted model, not a curated record. Gene Ontology annotation, molecular function: ATP binding; protein kinase activity. NCBI's taxonomy places the organism in Eukaryota, Evosea, Mastigamoebida, Endamoebidae. Bases 1 to 2205 code for a protein of 734 amino acids.